UUAAACCUAAGAUAAGCAAGUUCCCUCCCUCCCCUCUAGAGAGAAAGAGAGAGAGAGAGAGAGAGAGAUAUAGAGAUCAAAGAUGCAUGCAUAUACAUUAUAUAUAGUAUAAGUCUAUAAGUUAAGCUAGCCUCCAUUGAAUACAAAAAACAGAGGGACAUGCACCAAGACAACGAAUCCGGUUCGAAUCCGGUUCACGGGUCGAACUACUUGAUUGUUCGACCGCACCGAGGUGGCUACAGAGACUUGUUCCGGUACGGUGUGAGGGACGACGAAACGAGCAAGGAAAAGUUCUUGGAGCGGCCUGCAAACAGAGGAUGGAGCACGAUGACGAUCGAUGAGGAAGCAGAGGAUCACCGUUGGGUAAUCGUUGUUUCGAUCCUGGUUCGUAAGAUCAUCAGACUUCUCCGGACGCCGAUGGAAUACACAGGUUUCGUCAUUGACUUCUUCCUCAAUCUCUUCUCUGCCAAUGGUGGAUUCUUCGGUUUGCUUCUCGGGUUGAUUCAAGCAAAAGUUGUGAUACCAAAGAGAGGCUCUGUGACAUUUGUUAGUACGAUUGGGCAACUUGAUGGGAGAAUUGGUCUGUAUAAGGAAUGGAAUUUCGUCGAACACUUGGAGGGCAUUGACUCGGUCAAUCCAGAUUCUUCUGGAAGGGCUAAAAUCGAAUUGGGAAGUCGUGGGCUUAUGGAUUUGUGUGUGAUGGCGUCGAAGCUUGCGUAUGAGAACGCCAAGGUUGUUGAAAACGUCGUUGAUCUUCAUUGGAAGAUGAAUCUGGUGGAGUUCUUGGAUUGUUGGAAUGAUUAUCAGAAGCAGAUGUCUACACAAGUUUUUAUACUUACGGAUAAGCAGAAAGAUGCAAACUUGAUAUUAAUCAGCUUCAGAGGCACUGAGCCAUUUGAUGCAGAUGAUUGGGGAACCGAUUUCGACUAUUCUUGGUAUGAAAUCCCCAAUGUGGGAAAGCUUCACAUGGGUUUCCUCGAAGCAAUGGGUUUAGGCAACAGAGACGACACUCCCACUUUCCAUUACCAUCUCUUCGAACAUACCUCCUCUGAGGAAGAUAACAGUAAAAAGAAUCUCCUAGAUAUGGUAGAGAGAAGCGCCUAUUACGCAGUCCGAAUCGUUCUGCAACGUUUGCUUUUGGAACACGAAAAUGCCCAAUUUGUAGUCACGGGUCACAGCUUAGGAGGUGCUUUAGCAAUAUUGUUUCCCACAUUGCUAGUGUUGAAAGAGGAAACAGAGAUGAUGAAGAGGCUGCUUGGAGUUUACACCUUUGGACAACCAAGAAUAGGGAACAGAGAGGUUGGCUUAUUCAUGAAAGCUAAACUGAACCAACCUGUUGACCGAUACUUUCGAGUUGUUUACUGCAACGAUCUUGUCCCGAGAUUGCCUUAUGAUGACAAAACUUUCCUCUAUAAGCAUUUUGGACUCUGUAUUUACUACGACAGCUUCUACAACGAGACGAAAGUAGAGGAUGAACCGGAUCCAAACCCUUACGGUUUCCGUUACGAGGUUCUUGGUCAUGUAAUCGCGGUUUGGGAAUUGAUUCGAGGCUUGACGAUGGGGUAUACUCAUGGUCCAGAUUACAAAGAAGGAUGGUUUAGGAUAUUGUUUAGGCUCAUGGGGCUGUUGCUUCCUGGUCUCUCGGAUCAUUGCCCGACUGAUUACGUGAACUCGGUUAGACUUGGAUCAGAUAAUGACCUUCAGAUGUCACCUCUUUGAGGAGUGUUCUGUUUUUUUGAUCCGGAACUAGUUCUUGGAAUACAUUUUAACUGAACCUGAACCCGGUUAAGAUGUUGGUUCGUAAAACUGAAGUUUAGUUUGAGUUUGACUGUUUGCCAAAA
Capsella rubella is the source of this 1841-nucleotide messenger RNA. RefSeq lists its product as uncharacterized. The record is from RefSeq and is a predicted model, not a curated record. Lineage: Eukaryota; Viridiplantae; Streptophyta; Magnoliopsida; Brassicales; Brassicaceae. Gene Ontology annotation, molecular function: triacylglycerol lipase activity. Bases 160 to 1719 code for a protein of 519 amino acids. The transcript is spliced from 5 exons. Gene Ontology annotation, biological process: lipid metabolic process.